Messenger RNA from Hemisphaericaspora subhashii, 2025 nucleotides. RefSeq lists its product as uncharacterized. Bases 1 to 2025 code for a protein of 674 amino acids. NCBI's taxonomy places the organism in Eukaryota, Fungi, Ascomycota, Pichiomycetes, Serinales, Debaryomycetaceae. The transcript has a single exon. The record is from RefSeq and is a predicted model, not a curated record. Gene Ontology annotation, molecular function: nucleic acid binding.
AUGACGACAAUCAACGAUUCACCACCAGGUUCUCCCAAUUUACUCACUACUGAUAGUUCAAGCAGUAGUAGUUUACAAUUGCAUUCAUUAUCAUUAGUUUCUAGUCAAUCUUCAAAUGAUCACUCCCGCGCAGAAGACAUAAAUGAAAAGCUGAAGCAAAAUCAAGAGAAGCAACACCGUAUCAAUUCAGCAUUACUCGACACACUUAAUAAUUGCAUACUUAAUGAAGCAUCCUCGAAUUUGACUUAUUGUAAUUUCCCAGUUAUUUUAAAGGUUCCAAUUAUUGAGAGUAGGAAAUCGGAAUUUGAAGCCAUCUUUGCAGGUUACAAAGAUUUGACUAUUGAUAGGGAGGAACAAGAAUAUGUAAUUGGUUUUAUUCAAUCUAGAAUUGAGUUUGACGAGUUGAUUUAUAAGUUGCAUGAUUUGGAAAUCAACUAUGAAUUGGAUUAUAGUAAGUUUAUUUCACACCCAGGAAUAUUAUUCAUUAAGAAUUUGUCUAGUAAUUUGAUGUUUGAAGAUGAUCAAAUAGAUUCAAUCACAAUAACUAAAGAAAAUGGCAAUUAUAAACUCUUCAAGUUUUUGAUGGAUAAUUGUUAUUUUAAAUCAUUGAAUGAAGUGAAAUUAUUCAAUCAAGAUAAUGGAAUCAAUUCUGCAUUUGCAAUUGUUAAAUUUUCAAAUUAUUUAGAUGUUGAUUUAUUGAUUGAAAAAUUUAAUAAAAUGGUACCCAAUAUCUUUAAUAAUAAUGAAACAAUUCCGUUGUUUUUAAAUAGAUAUCUUAAUCGAAAAGAACGAAUAAAUCCAAAGGUACCUGUCGCUAGUCCCAUUAAUUCCUUGAAUCAAGAUAACUUCAAUUUAAUAAUUGUGGAGAAUUUAUUAAAUUUCAUUCCUGAAACAUUUACAAUUUUCGAAUUUUAUAAAUUGAUUGAAAAAAUUGGUGGAUUUGGAAAUAUGAUUGAAUCUGUUUAUUUCCCAAUUAUGGAUUAUUUUUCCAAGGGAAAAGAAUCUACUAAGCUCAAGUGUUUUGAUUAUGGAUAUAUCAAGUUCAAAUCAAAUGCAAACUUGAUGGAAAAUACAUUGAAGAUUCUAUAUUAUUUGAAUGAGUUGUCCUGGGAAGAAUUUAUCAAUUUCGACACUCAGAAUUUACCACAUUUAACUGAUCCAGUUGAACCAAUUAAGACUAGAAAUAAUAAGAUUCAAAUUACAAUUGCUCAACAUAAACAUAAUCAUUAUUUAUAUGCUAAUGCUCAAAACUUUUAUCUUUCAUUGGGUCAUAAACAUCAAUUAUCCAUCAAUUUCCCCAAUCCCAUAUAUGCAAUCAACCUGUAUUGUCGUAGUUUGAAUUAUCAAGAAACUAAUAUAUAUGUCAACAAUUUAUCUGUUUUGUUUAAUAAUGAUGAUUCUACCUGGGAAGAGUUCUGGAAACAAUUUGGUAAAAUCAAAUCAGCUAAGAUUAUAAAGCCACAAUUUUACGAAUUUUCAUCAAUUUCAUCAUCGUCAUCAUCAUCAUCAUCUAAUGAAGAGUUUGAUGGAGACAACCACAUUAAAGAUCAUAAAGCGGGUAAAAUUGGUUUUAUUUUCUAUGAAUCAUUUAAAAUGGCCAUUAGGGCAAUUUUAAUGACUAAUAAUAAAGUUGUUAAUUUAGAUAAAUUCAAUCCAAUUUUAAUUCAAUCUUCAUUUGCAAUUCAAAAGAGUAAACUUGGUCCCAAGAAUGAAAAUAUCACUCUGUCAUUACCAUUACCCAACAAUGUUACAAAUCAUAAUAAUUUCAACAAUAAUUCAAGUAUAGGAAAUAAUAAACAACAACCUUUUCAACUGAAGCAAAAACAAUUUUAUGCAACAGCUGCUGCAAAUAUAAUUGGAGGAGGAAAUGGGGGUGGUGGCACAGGGGCUACCAAUGGUAAUAUAAAUGGAAACUAUGGAGGAUAUUCACAACAUGCACAUCCUUAUCAUCAUCACCAACCUAUGAUGCCAGCCUAUCCUUACUACGGUUAUCCUAAUCCAUAUAUUAUCUGCCCUCCUUAUUAG